Messenger RNA from Vigna umbellata (rice bean), 1530 nucleotides. Lineage: Eukaryota; Viridiplantae; Streptophyta; Magnoliopsida; Fabales; Fabaceae. The record is from RefSeq and is a predicted model, not a curated record.
AUGGUCGAGAGACUUCCCGGUUUCAGAACUUGGAUCUGUUCGGUCCAAAUUGAAGCUCACGACUCAGAGAAUGCUCCUACGAUUUCUGAAUGUGAAUCGGAGAAGAGAGUGAUAAAGGGAAAUAUGUCUGAAGGAGAAAGGUUGAAAGAUCAAAGAGAGAAGGAAGAAUUAGAGCAGCAUAUGAGAGAUCGAGAUGCAGCUGGGACACGGAAGUUGACUGAACAUAAAUUAUUACGAAAGGAGGAAGAAGAGGCAAUUCGAAGAUCUAGUGCUACACAGCCGGAGGAUAUUCAAGUUUUGAGAAAGGUUUCAAGGCAAGAAUACUUGAAGAAAAGGGAGGAAAAGAAAUUAGAAGAACUAAGAGAUGAAAUAGAAGAUGAGCAAUAUAUGUUUGAAGGCGUGAAGCUUUCGGAAGCAGAAUAUCGUGAACUGAGAUACAAGAAAGAGAUCCAUGAACUUGUGAAGAAGCGCACAAAGGAGGCUGACAAUGUGAACGAGUAUAGAAUGCCAGAUGCUUAUGAUGAGGAAGGUGGUGUUAAUCAGGAGAAGAGGUUUUCUGUGGGUAUGAAGCUACAUCAAAUUGGAAAGGCAAGGCUGAAGUAUGGUUCAAAGAAUAAAAAUCAAGUCUCCGAUGAUUAUCAGUACGUGUUUGAGGACCAGAUUGAUUUUAUAAAGGCAUCGGUAAUGGAGGGAGAUAGUUUAAAAAGUCUUGGUAUUCAUGAUUUGUUGAACUUUGAUUUUAUGGAUCCUCCCCCUGCUGAGGCCUUAUUAAAAGCUUUGGAGCUUCUAUUUGCAUUAAGUGCAUUAAAUAAGCUGGGUGAGUUAACCAAGGUCGGUAGACGGAUGGCAGAGUUUCCACUUGAUCCUAUGUUGUCAAAAAUGAUAGUGGCUUCAGAAAAAUUCAAGUGUUCAGAUGAUGUCAUUUCAAUUGCUGCUAUGCUUUCUGUUGGAAACUCAAUAUUUUACCGUUCAAAGGAUAAACAAGUACAUGCAGGCAAUGCAAGGAUGAAUUUUCACACGGGAAAUGUUGGAGGCCAUAUUGCAUUGUUAAAGGUCUACAAUUCCUGGAAAGAGACCAAUUAUUCAACGCAAUGGUGUUAUGAAAAUUAUAUACAGGUAAGGAGUAUGAAACGGGCAAGGGAUAUCCGUGAUCCUGAGAGGGUUGAAAUUGAACUAAUAUCAAAUGAAAGUGAUUUAGAUGCCAUCAAGAAAUCUAUUACUUCCGGGUUUUUCCCACACUCUGCUCGACUCCAAAAGAAUGGAUCUUAUCGAACUAUCAAACAUCCACAUUCUGUUCACAUACAUCCUAGUGCAGGGCUGGCAGAUGUUCUUCCUAGAUGGGUUAUAUACCAUGAACUAGUACUCACAACCAAGGAAUACAUGAGACAGGUGACGGAAUUAAAGCCGGAGUGGUUGGUGGAGAUUGCGCCCCACUAUUACCAAUUUAAGGAUGUUGAAGACUCGUAUUCGAAAAAAGUACCCCAAGGAACAGGCAGUGUACAAAAGGACAAAUAAAUGACACUUUUUGGA